AUGUCGUCGUCCGGGUGCGCGCCGUGGGGCCGCCGGCGCGGCGGGGACCUGUCUGGCGGCGACGGCAGCGGCCGGUUCAGCGUCUUCACGGCGAUCCUCCCGUCGCUGGGCGCGCACAGCCACAGCAUCAGGCGGCGCCGCGUCCGGCGCUGCGUCGUGUCCCCCUACGACCGCCCGUACCACCUGUGGGACAACUACCUCGUCUGCCUCGUGCUCUACUCCGCGUGGGUGUCCCCCUUCGAGUUCGGCUUCCUCCAGAACCCCCACGGCGCGCUGGCCAUCGCCGACAACACCGUCAACGCCUUCUUCGCCAUGGACAUCGUGCUCACCUUCUUCGUCGCCUACACCGACAAGAGGACCUACCUGCUCGUCGACGACCCCGCCAAGAUCGCCUGGCGCUACGCCACCACCUGGCUCGUCCUCGACGUCGCCUCCACCGUGCCCACCGAGCUGUCCCGCCGGAUCCUCCCGUCCGACCUCCGAGACUACGGCUUCUUCGGCAUGCUCCGCCUCUGGCGGCUCCGGCGCGUUGGCGCCUUCUUCUCCCGCAUGGAGAAGGACAGGAAGCUGAGCUACUUCUUGGUGCGGUGCGCCAAGCUCGUCGCCGUGACGCUCUUCGCCGUGCACUGCGCGGGGUGCUUCUACUACCUCCUCGCCGACCGGUACCCGGACCCGGCCGCGACCUGGAUCAGCAUCUCCAUGCCGCAGUUCCACAACGAGAGCAUCUGGAACCGCUACGUGGCGUCCAUGUACUGGUCCAUCACCACCCUCACAACUGUCGGCUACGGCGACAUGCACGCCGUCAACUCGAGGGAGAUGCUCUUCACCACCUUCUACAUGCUCUUCAACCUCGGCCUCACCGCCUACCUCAUCGGCAACAUGACCAACCUCGUCGUCCACGGCACCAGCCGCACCAGGAAAUACAGGGACAAGAUCCAGGCGGCAACGAGCUUCGCGCAGCGGCACGGGCUGCCGGAGAGGCUGCAGGAUCAGAUGAUCUCUCACCUGAGCCUGAAGUUCAGGACGCACUCGGAGGGGCUCCAGCAGCAGGAGACGCUGGACAUACUGCCCAAAGCAUUAAGGUCCAGCAUCUCGCACCACCUCUUCUUCGGCCUGGUCCAGAACGUCUACCUCUUCCAGGGGGUCUCCAAUGACCUCAUCUUUCAGCUCGUGUCUGAGAUGAAGGCCGAGUACUUUGCGCCGCGAGAAGACGUGAUACUGCAGAACGAGGCGCCCGCGGAUUUCUACAUUAUUGUCACUGGUAGUGUGGAGUUGCUGGAAAUCCAGAACGGUGCAGAGCAGCUGGCCGGCAUGGCCAAGUCCGGCGACGUCAUCGGCGAGAUCGGAGUCCUGUGCUACAGGCCUCAGCUCUUCACGGCCAGGACAAAGUCCCUGUGCCAGCUCCUGCGCCUGGACCGCGCCGACUUCCUCAAGGUCGUCCAGUCCAACGUUGGGGAUGCCACCAUAGUCAUGAACAACCUCAUCCAGUACCUCAAGGAACACAAGGGCGACGGCGUGAUCUCCGGCAUCGCCAAGGACAUCGAGCGCAUGCUGGCCUCUGGCCAGCUUGAUCUGCCCAUCACGAUCUGCUUCGCGGCGUCCAGAGGAGACGAUUUUUUGUUGCAUCAGCUGCUGAAGCGCGGCCUGGACCCCAAUGAAACCGAUAACUGCGGCCGUACAGCACUGCAUAUAGCUGCUUCCAAUGGGAGUGAGCAGUGCGUUAGGCGGCUGUUGGAGAGUGGCGCUGAUGCGAAUUCCAGAGAUUCAGAAGGAAAGGUGCCCCUGUGGGAGGCCUUGUGCAGGAGGCACCAGCCGGUGGUGCAGCUGCUGGUGGAGGCCGGCGCGGACCUGUCGGCGGGGGACGGGGCCAUGUACGCCCGCGUCGCCGUCGAGGAGGAUGACGCCGUGCUGCUGGGGGAGAUCGCCCGGUGCGGCGGCGACGUGGCCGCCGCGUGCUCUAGCGACGGCACCACCCCGCUGCACCGCGCCGUCCUGGACGGGAACGCCAGGAUGGUCAGGGUCCUGCUGGAACACGGCGCUGAUCCAGACAGGGGGGACGCCCGCGGGUUGACGCCGAUGGCCUUGGCCGACCGCCACGCCCACGCCGAGAUUCAGCAGCUGUUCGCGUCGCACCGCCACCGGGCCCAACAGGGAGCGCCGAAGCUCUCGUCGACGGAGGAGGGCGCUGCCGUCGCGCCGGCGGUUCCGCAGGUCGCGAGGUUCAGGAACCCACCGUCAGCGAGAGUCCUGCCGCCCACUGGGAGCGUCGGGUCGUCGCCGUCGCCGUCGCCCACGCCGCAGCGGAUGGCCAGCUUCCGGAACUCCCUCUUCGGCGUCAUCUCCUCGUCGUUCCACGGAAACCGACAACACGACGGCGGCGGCGGUACGAGCUUCCACCAUCGCCACGAGAGGAAUCAGAACUCGCACGUCAGGGUGACCAUCUCGUGCCCUGAACAGGGACGGAGCGAGAGGAGGCUGCUCGUGUUCGUGCCGGAGACGAUGCUGCAGCUGCUCGAGCUCGGGGGAAACAGAUUCGGAUUCGCGGCGACAAGGGUAGUAACGAGCGACGGCGCCGAGAUCGACGACGUGAGACUCGUCAGGGACGGCGACCACCUCCUCCUCGUCUCCGAUCAGUGGGCGCCCCACACUACCAGCACGCAUAGGAAUCAAUAAUGAAAGCACCGAUGUCUUGG
Molecule: messenger RNA, 2693 nt
Organism: Hordeum vulgare subsp. vulgare (domesticated barley)
Lineage: Eukaryota; Viridiplantae; Streptophyta; Magnoliopsida; Poales; Poaceae
Product: potassium channel AKT3-like
Exons: 9
Coding region: 1-2673 (890 amino acids)
Biological process (GO): transmembrane transport; potassium ion transport
Cellular component (GO): membrane
Molecular function (GO): voltage-gated potassium channel activity; protein binding
Source: RefSeq, a predicted model, not a curated record